Molecule: messenger RNA, 579 nt
Organism: Gymnodraco acuticeps
Lineage: Eukaryota; Metazoa; Chordata; Actinopteri; Perciformes; Bathydraconidae
Product: guanylyl cyclase-activating protein 2-like
Exons: 4
Coding region: 1-579 (192 amino acids)
Biological process (GO): visual perception
Cellular component (GO): cone photoreceptor outer segment; photoreceptor inner segment
Molecular function (GO): calcium sensitive guanylate cyclase activator activity; calcium ion binding
Source: RefSeq, a predicted model, not a curated record
AUGGGGCAGAUUCAGCAAACAGAGAACUCUAAGGAUGUUGAUGUCCAAAUAAUUCAGAACAUGUAUCAAAAGUUUGUGUUGGAGUGCCCAAGUGGACUACUUUUUCUGCAUGAGUUCAAGCGUUUCUUUGGUGUGGCAGCAACAGGAGAAGCGUCUGAUUAUGCGGAGAGCAUGUUUCGAGCUUUCGACAGAAAUAGGGACAACAAAAUUGAUUUCCUUGAGUUUGUGGCAGCACUGAACCUUGUUUUCCGGGGAGAACUAGAGCCUAAACUGCGCUGGUCAUUCAAGGUGUACGACCAAGACUGCAAUGGCUAUGUGGACAGGGAUGAACUAAAAGCCAUUAUCAAUAGCAUCUAUAAGAUAAAGAAAGGCACAAAGAAGGAUGAGGACGAUUUUAAGCUUACAGUAGACGAGGCCGUGGAUCGAUUAUUACGAGCCGUGGAUACCGACAAUGAUGGUCAUAUUAACAUGGAGGAGUUUAUUAGAGGCGCACAGCUGGACCCCUGGGUGCUCAACAUGCUGCAGUUAGACACGAACCCUGCAGGAUGGGUGCUGGAGCAGCGGAGUGCACAGUUCUGA